UUGAAUGAGAGAGAGAGUGAGAGAGAGAACACAGGCAGCGGGGAGAGAGGAAAGCAGGCGCCCCAUGAGCAGGGAGCCUGAUAUGGGGCUUCAAUGGGUGCAGACUUCCAGUUUGAGGGAAGAUGACCAAGUUCUAGAGACGGAAGUUGCUGAUGGCAGCACAACAACGCAAAUGUGCUUAAGGCCACUUAAUGAUACGCUCACCAGUGAUUAAAAUGCUGUAUUUUAUGUUGUGUUAUUUUAUCACCAAAAGAAGGAAAGAGCAAGCAAGACUCAGAUGCCCAGGUGAAAAGCAGAGGAAGGAGGUACGAGGUGUGGAAGAAGCUUCCCCUGAUACCACAGGACAGCCAGUCAGUUAUUUUGUGACUGCAUCUGUGCUCCUGGGGGCUUCCCACCUUCUCAAUAAAACAGAUUCUGCCUCCAAUUGGAGGUUUUUCCACUCAGCCUUUGUGGGCACGUCACAGUUUAUUCAUAGGAUACACAAGGAGUAGUGAAAUUCCUAGGUCAAGGGUAAUACACAUGCUCAAAAUUUUACAUGCAAGCUAGAGCUGAUUAACUGCAAUCAAGGGGCAGGUUUUGGGUGAUCCAUGGACUUCUGAAGUCGGGGACAGCAUCUGAUGUGUGUGGGAGCACACGUACAAUUUUCUAGGAGUAGGCUCUCAAAAUACCUCUCGGGCUCAGGGACACCGGAGAGUAGAGCAUGAACGCUCCCCCAGCACAGAAUCCCCAACACAGCAUCAGUAAAACAAGUGAGAGAGCUCUGCCAAAUUAAGCGACGUAAACUAACUUUUCAAUCCAACAAGUCCAUGUGCCUGGACCUUCCCUACAUACUUAUUUCACUCUUGUAAGAUCUUACCUUCCCUCGUCUGUUUCCUCCCUCUGCUGCCAGACUGCACCGUGAAACAGGAAUAGAAGGAUGCAGAGAGCCCCGCAUCUGCUGGAGAGGAGUAGAGUGAUCCAGACACCCCGAGGACAGUUUUGGAGGACGGUUGCAGGCUGGAUCGGCGACAUGAGAUAGCCUUGAUCCUGAACUCCAGAAGUGGACCUCGGUCUCGCAGUUGCACGUGUCUUCCUUCAAAAUGGCUGCCAGGCUGGAAUGGUGCAUGACAUCAGAGGCUUCUGACCUUCCUGAUUGGAAAGACUGGACUCCAUGGUUCUUGGCAACGGAGGUGGACAAGAGCAUCUUCGCAGAGCAUGUCCAUACUCCUAGCUUGGCCCCGGCUUAGAGAAGGGAUAACAGGGCUUGGGUUCACCCAGAAGCCAGAAGGGGAGUUUGAGAAGAGGAGGGUCUGAGUCUCCUGGGAGGGCACAAAGAGCUUGGGAGAAAUCAUGGCCAGUUGUCAACCGUCCGCCCAGUCUGAGGGCCAGAGCCCCCAGCCUAGCACAUCAGGGUACCCCCCGGAGGCCGUGGUAGAUGAAGAAAGCCCAGGACCAUCAGCCCCCUUUGUAGACCCCUGCCCCUUGCCUCAGUCCCGCGGAAGGAAGAGAGACAUCGAAUCCGAUGAGGAGACAGCCCCUGAGGCCAACGACAUCUGGGUGGUGGAGACACUGAGUGGCCUCAAGAUGAAGCUGAAGAGACAGCGGCUAUCUUCAGUGCUCCCUGAGCACCACGAGGCGUUCAACAGGCUGCUCGAGGAUCCUGUCAUUAAAAGAUUUCUGGCCUGGGACAAAGAUCUGAGAGUAUCCGACAAGUAUCUCUUGUCCAUGGUCAUCGCCUAUUUUAGCCGCGCUGGUCUCUUCUCCUGGCAGUACCAGCGAAUUCAUUUCUUCCUGGCACUCUACCUGGCCAAUGAUAUGGAAGAGGACAACCAGGCCCCCAAACAAGCCAUCUUUUCAUUCCUUUAUGGGAAGAACCGUUCCCAGCGUCCCUUGUUCCACAAACUGCGAUUGCAAUUCAUCCGAUCCAUGGGAUGGAGGACCAGGGUGUCCAGGGAAGAGUGCGAGGAGAUCCAGGCUUUCGAUCCAGAUCUGUGGGUGUGGGGGCGAGAUCGCACCCUCAUACCCUAGAGGGACCAUGGAGGCCCGAGGUCAUCGGCCUGAGGGGAGAUCCCUGAGCCCCGGGGAGACGCACGUUUUCGGUAGGAAGUCAGGAACACAGGAGUUUCUUU
Messenger RNA from Canis lupus familiaris (dog), 2108 nucleotides. RefSeq names its product speedy protein E4-like. Bases 1330 to 2007 code for a protein of 225 amino acids. Gene Ontology annotation, biological process: positive regulation of cyclin-dependent protein serine/threonine kinase activity. Gene Ontology annotation, molecular function: protein kinase binding. Lineage: Eukaryota; Metazoa; Chordata; Mammalia; Carnivora; Canidae. The record is from RefSeq and is a predicted model, not a curated record. The transcript has 7 exons.